AUGGCUAUUCACAAAGUCUCUAGUGUGAUUUUCUUGGUGUUAUUAGGUUUGGGCAUUUCUGCUGCGACUAGAGCUCUCUUGACUGUUGAAGAGGGCUACAUUCAUGGUGGUUUAGAAGGAGGAGGUGGUGGUGGAGGAGGAGGUAGUGGCGGUGGAGGAGGUGGUGGUUAUGGGGGAGGAGAACAUGGGGGUGGAUACGGAGGUGGAUCUGGAGCUGGUGAAGGUGGUGGUGCAGGAUAUGGCGGUGGGGCUGCUGGAGGUGGAGGCGGUGGUGGUGGUAGUGGAGGAGGUAGUGGAGGAGGAGGAGGAGCACACGGUGGGGGCUAUGGGGGAGGAGAAGGAGCUGGGAGUGGUGCCGGUGGUGGAUAUGCAGGUGGUGCUGGAGGAGCUGGUGGUGGAGGUGGGCAUGGUGGCGGUGGCGGAGGAGGAGGAGGAUCCGGUGCUGGUGCUGGGGGAGCAGGAGGGAGCGGAUAUGGUAGUGGCGGUGGCGCCGGAGGGGGUGCUGGAGGAGCACAUGGUGGACAUGCCGGAGGAGGUGGAGGUGGUGGUGGCUCAGGAGGUGGAGGUGGAGGCGGUGGUGGUACCGAUCAGCAUGGUGGUGCUGGAUAUGGAAGUGGCAGUGGAAGUGGUGAAGGCGGUGGUCAUGGUGGCUAUAUCCCUUGA
Cynara cardunculus var. scolymus (artichoke) is the source of this 663-nucleotide messenger RNA. Its product is annotated as glycine-rich cell wall structural protein 1.8-like. The transcript has a single exon. Bases 1 to 663 code for a protein of 220 amino acids. The record is from RefSeq and is a predicted model, not a curated record. Lineage: Eukaryota; Viridiplantae; Streptophyta; Magnoliopsida; Asterales; Asteraceae.